CAAAUCCCCUCCCACAUCGCCGCCGCCACACACUUCCGAACCCCUCACAUCCGGCCGGUGGCCAUGACCUCCGGUAUCUCCCCGACAGCCGCCACUCCCGUACCCUCUCCCGUCCCCUCCCCUCCCCUACCCUCACCAAAAGAGGAAGAGAAGAGGUAGGGAGAUCGAGCGAGCUGGUCAGGCGGCCGCCAUGGCGCGACCAGAUCCGCCACGGUUGCCCCGCGCGCUGUCCACGGGCUCGACUCCAGGGACUGGGUCAUGGUCUGCGAGGCCCUCAACGACGCGCGCCGCCUCGCCAUCCACCACCCCGCCCUCCUCGCCCCCAUCCUGGAGAAGGUGGUGCUGGGGAUCUUGAAGACGGUGAAGAACCCGUGCAGCACCGUGCUCAAGACCUCCAUGAUGGCGUGCACGGACGUCUUCUUAAGCAGCAGCUGUAGCAGCAGCUUGUCCAGGCCGAUGCGUGCCAUGGCCACCUCCAUGCCGCCCCUGCCCCUGCUGAGGAAGCUCCAAAAUAUGAAUAAACAAAAAGAUUCCUCUGCAUUAGUGAUGAAUUAUCCUUUCGUUCUAAUCAUGCACAAGUAUGCAGUAUCUGUCCAUGAGUAUAGUUGGAUCAUGGAAGGCUCCAAAAUGUCUGAAUUGGGUCCAAACCAAACCUUGCAUCAGGCGCCGCCAGAUUCGAGGGUGGAGCCCGAGCCUCCACUGGAGCAUGGAUCAGCCGUGCAGGAGGUGGAGCUCCGCAUGGAUCACGACUUGGUCGUCGUGGGGGCCUGGACCAUCAAGCUCGCGGGCAAGAUGGACGGCCUCGGCAACGGAGGCACGCGUGAGGUCCUGGGGUUGGCCAAUCCACGGGGCGCCAGAUCUUCCCUGGGGGUCGCCUGCUGUAGUCAUACUGUCGCUGGAUCUCCUCCCCCCUCUCUCUCUCUGUGUUUUCCUGUCAAUAGCUAGUAGCAUAAGUUGGAGCUGGCUGUACCAGGAACUUAAUCUGCAUUUAUUCAACUAGAUCAAGUACAAGUACAUUAGUUCGUAA
Molecule: messenger RNA, 1027 nt
Organism: Aegilops tauschii subsp. strangulata
Lineage: Eukaryota; Viridiplantae; Streptophyta; Magnoliopsida; Poales; Poaceae
Source: RefSeq, a predicted model, not a curated record